GUGCCCUCCCCGAUGCUGUCGCCUCCUCAGCUCCACCCGAGCAUGCACCAGCCUCCCACCUACCAGCAGCCGCAUCCCUACCACCACCAGCCGCCGUACCCGCAGCAGCAUCCGCCGCCGCAUCCGCCGGCCGCCGCCUUCCAGCCGACCGCCGCUGGCUGGGGCGGCUCUCCGCUGGGCACGAUGGAGCUGGCGGCGGUCAGGUCUCAGGUGGCCGCGCUGGCGGAGGAGAACGCGCACCUCCGCGGCGUCAACUCUGACCUGCGCGAGACGUGCAGUCACCUCAGCAGCGAGAUGGCCAAGAUCAAGCGUGCGUUCGGAGCCCUCUCCAACCUGGUCGACGCGGAGAUUGAGGGCGUGCACAGCGACGCGGCGAAGCUGCGUGCGGAGAUCACGCCGCUCAAGGAGGCCCGGUCGGCGCUGCAGGCCGGCGCGGAUCGCCAGGACGCCGAGCUGACGCAGACGCGUGCGCUGCUCGAGGAGCACUCGCGCGGCGCGGAGGAGUGGGCGCGCGGCUUGUCUGCCGACGUGGAGACGUUGCGGCGCGAGGCGGCGGAGAGGUGGCGCCUCUGCGUCGAGGAUGCGCGCGAGCGGAGCCGGGCGACGGAGGAGCUCAAGGCGGAGGUGCUGGCGCAGGCGGAGGCGACGCGAGUCGUGGCCGAGUACCAGCAGGAGCUGCGCGAGGAGACGGCGAGGCAGCGAGAGGCGCACGCCGAGGCGGGCCGCAAGCUCGCGUCCGUCGAGGCGGCCGAGGAGGAGGUGCGGAAGGCAGGCGCAAAGGCGGUGCAGUCG
Molecule: messenger RNA, 792 nt
Organism: Emiliania huxleyi CCMP1516
Lineage: Eukaryota; Haptophyta; Isochrysidales; Noelaerhabdaceae
Exons: 5
Source: RefSeq, a predicted model, not a curated record